Messenger RNA from Loxodonta africana (African savanna elephant), 4510 nucleotides. RefSeq names its product transmembrane p24 trafficking protein 10 (gene TMED10). The record is from RefSeq and is a predicted model, not a curated record. The transcript has 5 exons. NCBI's taxonomy places the organism in Eukaryota, Metazoa, Chordata, Mammalia, Proboscidea, Elephantidae. Gene Ontology annotation, cellular component: COPII-coated ER to Golgi transport vesicle; endoplasmic reticulum; endoplasmic reticulum-Golgi intermediate compartment. The coding region runs from base 54 to 713 and encodes 219 amino acids. Gene Ontology annotation, biological process: endoplasmic reticulum to Golgi vesicle-mediated transport; Golgi organization; intracellular protein transport.
CUCCCGGUUCCGGCGCGGUUGAGGCCCUGGGUGGUGAACGAGGCUCUGGCACCAUGUCUGGUUUGUCUGGCCUACUAGCCCAGCGUGGCCCUUGCCCGCUGGCGUUGUUGCUUUUGCUCCUGCUCGGCCCCAGCUCCGUCCUCGCCAUCUCCUUCCAUUUGCCCCUUAAUUCCCGCAAGUGCCUCCGCGAGGAGAUCCACAAGGACCUGCUGGUGACCGGCGCGUACGAGAUCACCGACCAGUCUGGGGGUGCUAGCAUCCUGCGCACCCACCUCAAGAUCACAGAUUCUGCUGGCCAUAUUCUGUACUCCAAGGAGGAUGCAACCAAGGGGAAAUUUGCCUUUACCACUGAAGAUUAUGACAUGUUUGAAGUGUGUUUUGAGAGCAAGGGAACAGGGCGGAUACCUGACCAACUCGUGAUCCUAGACAUGAAGCAUGGAGUGGAGGCAAAAAAUUACGAGGAGAUUGCAAAAGUCGAGAAGCUCAAACCUUUAGAGGUGGAGCUGCGACGCCUAGAGGACCUUUCGGAAUCCAUUGUUAACGACUUUGCCUACAUGAAGAGGCGAGAGGAGGAGAUGCGUGAUACCAACGAGUCAACAAACACUCGAGUCCUGUAUUUCAGCAUCUUUUCAAUGUUUUGUCUCAUCGGACUAGCCACCUGGCAGGUCUUCUACCUGCGUCGUUUCUUCAAGGCCAAGAAGUUGAUUGAGUAAUGAGUCACAGCCCCCUCCCACCUUGUAUCUCACUCAGCAGAACAUCGCUGGAACGUGCGUGGCUUAAGGCAUCCUACCAACAGCAGCACCAUCAAGGCACGUUGGAGCUUUUCUUGCCAGAACUGAUCUCUUUCAGGGUGGGGGGACGUGGGGUACCACCUAGACCCAACAAGCCAAUGAGGGACUUCUUUUUAACGUGGUAGGAUUUGGACUGGUUUUGCAACAAUAGGUCUAUUAUUAGGGUCACCUAUGAAAAAACUAGGGGGUUACCUAGAUAAUGCCAGAGCCAGCAUUUGUACUGGGUUUCCUCGUGUGAUCUGUUUGAACCAUGUUUUCCACGAAUUAAAAUAUUUGUGCUUAACUGCUUGAACUUUUUUCCAUCUGUCUAUGUAUUUAGUUCUAUGCAAUUUUAUCAUGUGUAUAGAUUCAUGGGAUCACCACCACAAGACACAGAACAGCUCCAUGACACAGAUCCCUCGUGCUAGCAUUUUAUAGCAAUGGCCGCCUCUCUUCUCCCUCUCCCCCAAGCCUGGCAACCACUAAUCUGUUCUCCGUCUCUAUAAUUUUGUCAUUUCAAGAAUGUUAUAUAAAUGGAAUCAUACAGUGUGUAACCUUUUGAGAUUGGAUUUUUUCAUCCAGCAUAAUUCCCUUGAGAUCCAUCCAGGUUGUUGCAUGUAUCACUAGCUCCUUUUUAUUGCUGAACAGCACUCUAAAGCAUGGAUGUACCACAGUUUAACCAUAUACUUCCAUCAAAGAACAUCUGGGUUGUCUUCAGUUUGGGGCCAUUAUGAAUAAAGCUGCUGUGAACAUUCAUGUGCAGGCUUUUAUGUGAAUGUAAAAUUUUUUUUUCUGAGAUAAUGCCCAAGAGGGCCGUUUCUGGGUUGUGUGGUAAGCACGUUUAUUUUUUUAAGAAACUACCACAGUGGCUAUACCAGUUUACAUUCCCACUAGCAUGUAGGAGUGAUCCCGUUUCUCUUCACCCUCCCCAGCAUUUGGUAUUAUUACUGUUUUUUAUCUUAGCCAUUCUGCUAAAUGUGUAUAAUAGCUCAUAAUUUUAAUUUGCAUUUCCUUGGUGGAUAAUUAUGUUGAAAAACUUUUUGUGUGCUUACUUGCCAUCUUCAUAGCCUCUUCAGUGAAAUGUCUAUUCAUGUCUUUUGCCUAUUUUCUAAUUGGAUCGUUUGUGCUUUUUAUUUUUGAGUUUCAAGGUGUCCUUAUAUAUCCUAGAUACAAGUCCUUUGUUGAAUGUGGCUGUUUGAAUUUUUAACACCACUUCUGCCAAGGGAAAAUAGUAAGUAAAACUUAACCAGUUCUUCCUGCGUGGCCAGUCACCAACUUAAUUUCUAUUCUUACAUGCUCUGUCUAGAGAAUUCAGACAAAAAGUUCUACGAAAUCAUCACUGUGGGACUGUAAAGGUCAAUAUUAAUGUUAAGUAAAAGUGUGGGUACAAAUGACUGUUCAUAAAUAUUUAUGAAAAAUAUCAUCCCUUGAAAUGUUUCCCAAUUCUCCCAGGAAUGUAGAAUCUAGAAUCUAGAAGCUUCUUUUUUCUGUAAUCUCUUUUUAACUCCUCUGACUGUUACAGGGCUUGUCGCAUUGCUGUGGUAAGAAUUAACAGGAUUUAGGGCCUCACAACUUGCAGUUAAGAAGCAGCGUGUUGGAAUUAACAGAACACGGCUGUGGUGCCUUGGAUAAAGUACAGAAGUAGAGGAGGAAGUGAGUUAUGUUAAAAUCUCAGGCUGUUGUGUUAGUGUUCCAGCUACUGUGAACCCAGAAGUCGUCUUUCUUUUGACUCCCUGUAUAAAUUCCUCUUGCUUGGCUUAAGGUGGUUCUCAUUAACUUGUACAACAUUGCCACCUGCUGUUAGGAGUUGAAAGGUACUGCUUCUGAGAACCUGGUGCUAGAAUCCUUGCCUUGGGGCAGCAGGUGUUGAGAAGAUCUGUCUGUAGUAUUACGCAUACUAAAUGACAGAGGAUGUGUCCAGAUGGAAAAAAGAAUAAAACAAAUUUGUGGGUUAUGAUCCAGCCUUAGGCAUUUAAGGUGAAAUUCUAGUCUGUACCAUUAGCCCAACAAGAUACUCUUUCCUAUUGCUGACGGGUGCCUUUCGCCUCUUUAGGAGCAAUGAAGGUUACUUAGUUUGAUGUGGUCUGUUCUGACAAAAUCAAAGAUAGGAGAGAAGAAUAUUUUAUUUUGUCGAAGUUUUUGUUCCCAAAUACGACUCUAAACUUGAGCUUUGUGACACUGAAAUUCUUUCAUGUCCUUUCCUUUACUCAAGCCAAAAUACCAAGUCAGGCAUUUGUGCUUUUGGUUUUAAAGUUAAUCUUACUACUUUGAUUUUAUCUAAAAAGUAAAAUUGUUUGCCUUUGAUAAAAGGCUAGUGCAAGAGUAAAUCAGCUUUAAAGAUGGGAAUGUUACUUGUUUUCCUCCUUUAUUUAGCAUAUUCAACAUGGCCGGUAUGAUAUGAGAAUAAUACAUUUUUUUAAAUAAUUUUUAUUGUGCUUUAAGUGAAAGUUUACAAAUCAAGUUAGUCUCUCACAUAUAAACUUAUAUACACCUUACUACAUACUCCCAUUUACUCUCCCCCUAAUGAGUCAGCCUGCUCCCUCCUUCCAGUCUCUCCUUUCGUGACCAUUUUGCCAGUUUCUAACCCUCUCUACCCUCCCAUCUUCCCUCCAGACAGGAGAUGCCGACACAGUCUCAAGUGUCCACCUGAUGCAAGUAGCUCACUCCUCAUCAGCAUGUCUCUCCAACCCAUUGUCCAGUCCAAUCCAUGUCUGAUGAGUUGGCUUCAGGAAUGGUUCCUGUCCUGGGCCAACAGAUGGUUUGGGGACCAUGACUGCUGGGGUCCUUCUAGUCUCAGUCACACCAUUAAGUCUGGUCUUUUUAGGAGAAUUUGGGGUCUGCAUCCCACUGUUCUCCUGCUCCCUCAGGGGUUCUUUGUUGUGUUCCCUGUCAGGGCAGUCAUCGGUUGUGGCUGGGCACCUAGUUCUGGUCUCAGGAUGAUGUAGUCUCUAGUUCACGUAGCCCUAUCUGUCUCUUGGGCUCAUAAUUACCUUGUGAGCUUGGUGUUCUUCAUUCUCCUUUGAUGCAGGUGCGUUGAGACUCAUUGAUGCAUCUUAGAUGGCCGCUUGCUAGCAUUUAAGACCCCAGACGCCACACUUCAAAGUGGUAUGCGGAAUGUUUUGUUAAUAGAUUUUAUUUUGCCAAUUGACUUAGAUGUCCCCUGAAGCCGUAGUUCCCAAACCCCUGCCCCUGCUUUGCUGACCUUCGAAGCAUUCAGUUUAUUCAGGAAACUUCUUUGCUUCCUGACCUGUGCUGACCUCCCCUGUAUUGAGUGUUGUCCUUCCUUUCACCUAAAGUAGUUCUUACCUACUAUCUAAUCAGUCAAUAACCCUCUCCCACCUGUCUCGUAACCACAAAGGAAUGUGUUCUUCUCAGUUUAAACUAUUUCUCAAGAUCUUAUAAUAGUGGUCUUAUACAAUAUUUGUCCUUUUGCAACUGAAUAAUUUCACUCAGCAUAACGCCUUCCAGGUUCCACCGUAUUAUGAAAUGUUUCACAGAUUCAUCACUGUUCUUCAUCGAUGAAUAGUUUUCCAUUGUAUGAAUAUACCAUAAUUUAUUUAUCCAGAAUGAUACAUUUUAAGUAAGGUUUGUUAUACCGUCAUCAUCAACCCUUGCCCAUAAAGCCAUUUUUCUAUCUGUUUAGUUACAAAGAGACAUGUGGGAUUUAUACAGAUUCACUUGUAAGUGUUAGAUUGGGGAUUUUUGUGUAAAUUUUCACAAAUAAAGGCUAGCAGAAACCA